AUGAGCACAAUUACAAUUGCAAACCUAGUGGAAGGUCCCGUGUACGAUGUGCUGCCACCGGGCUCAUCCCCGCCGGCGGUAAAGGACUUCACUUUUCUCGUACCAGGAGCAUCCGACGGAAGGGACAGCUUUUUGAAAGUUGGACGCCUCACUGAGGGGCUCUUGCAGAGCCUGCUAGACAAACUGGGACUCCUGGGCGUUCGCAAAGUUCGCAAUGUGGAGGCAUGGAGGGACAACUCGUCUUCAGCUGUGGAAGACGGCACCGAAGAAGCCCUUACGUAUACGCGCCUUGCUAAGGCAGAGCACCCCGCAGCAACGGUGCGCACAGUUUGCACCAAGGUUUUUGUGGAUCCUCUAUUGGGCUGUGACAUCUUAAAAUUAGACGCAGCAGUGGUGGUGGCAGAGCCAGACGGCAAGCUCAUCGCAUAUUUGGCAGAGUGCAAGAAUGUACUGUACACCAGGACCCUGACGGAGGUCGAUUAA
This is a messenger RNA of Coccomyxa subellipsoidea C-169, 483 nucleotides long. RefSeq lists its product as hypothetical. The record is from RefSeq and is a predicted model, not a curated record. Lineage: Eukaryota; Viridiplantae; Chlorophyta; Trebouxiophyceae; Coccomyxaceae. Bases 1 to 483 code for a protein of 160 amino acids. The transcript is spliced from 4 exons.